ACUUUUUUCUUGGUCAACUAAACAUUUUUGCUUUGAAGACAAAAGGAAAAGAAGAUAAUCGGUUAAUAGUACUUGCCACUUGGUGGGAAAUUCAGUUUAAAGUUAGCUCACCUUCUCUGUUCUUUUAGGAUCUCUUCUGACCAGAGACACAGAGAGAAAAGAGGAGAGAGAGACAGAACAGAGAGAGUUUGAGUCGGAGUCGGAUUAAUAAUCGGGUCAUUUGGGUGGGUCCGGAUGGAGGAAAAAUCGGAAACGAGCGGUGUAAAAACGCCGCUCUUCACACCGCUGUUGGGGAGCGGUGGACGCAGUCGCCGACUGAGUCGAAGAAACUCGUACAACUCACUCAGAAAGGACUUCAUUUCGAGGCUCCCUGACAAGGUCCGUGCCGGUGUUGACCCCGAGUCUCCUGACGGCAUUGACUUCUCUCGAACCUCCGCCUUGAACCGAGAGAAGGAGUACUAUGAAGCCCAAUUUGAAACACUUAAAUCCUUUGAGGAGGUUGACGCUGUGGCGGCAGCCGACAGCAUCGAUGAUGAGGAUCUCGAAGAACAAGCACAACAUGAAAGAGCAAUGAAGAUUUCCAACUAUGCCAAUAUUAUUCUCUUGGGACUUAAGAUCUAUGCUACUGUAAAGAGUGGAUCGAUAGCCAUUGCUGCAUCGACUCUAGAUUCUUUGCUCGAUCUCAUGGCUGGUGGAAUACUUUGGUUCACUCACCUUGCAAUGAAGAGCGUCAAUAUCUAUAAAUAUCCUAUCGGAAAAUUGAGGGUGCAGCCUGUUGGCAUAAUUGUCUUUGCUGCUGUCAUGGCUACCCUCGGGUUUCAGGUAUUCAUCCAGGCUUUAGAACAACUAAUAACCGGUAAUGCCACUGAAAAGAUGUCCGCAGAGCAAUUGGCGUGGUUGUACGCUAUCAUGAUAUUUGCCACCGUGGUAAAGCUUGCACUCUGGUUAUACUGCAGGACCUCAGGGAACAAGAUUGUCCGUGCCUACGCCAAGGAUCACUAUUUUGAUGUGGUAACAAACGUGGUAGGAUUAGUGGCUGCUGUUCUUGCUGAUAAGUUUUUGUGGUGGAUUGAUCCUGCUGGUGCUAUUAUCCUUGCUGUAUACACGAUUACAAAUUGGUCCGGAACUGUUCUAGAAAAUGCAGUUUCCCUCGUGGGACAAUCAGCGCCUCCGGAAUUCCUACAAAAACUGACAUACCUUACCAUAAGGCACCCUCAAGUGAAGCGUAUUGACACAGUUCGUGCUUACACAUUUGGUGUUCUUUAUUUUGUAGAGGUUGACAUUGAACUCCCGGAGGAGUUGCCCUUGAAAGAGGCACAUAUCAUUGGAGAGACCCUCCAGAUAAAGCUUGAGAAACUUCCUGAAGUUGAGCGAGCAUUUGUUCACCUUGACUUUGAAUGUGACCACAAACCGGAGCAUUCUGUACUCGUCAAGCUUCCGAACAGUCAGCCCUGAUUCACGAUAUCACAGUUUUCCGUACCGAGGAGGCAAAUGGCGCUGUGGGAAGCCUUUUAACUGUCUUCUGCAAAGGUCAAUCCUAAGUGUUUGAGUUCAUUUGUUGGAAGACGAAGCUGUAUCUGCCGUAAUCUAUAUACUUUCUUGCCUGAAAUGAUUUGCUCUUUCGGCCAGUUCAGUUUAAUAACGGAGGAUAAACUGGGGACCGCACGCCCUUUACAUUAUGGCUCGAUAAAUUAUUGUGGCCUGCACGAGCAGUUCAGUCUUCUAGGAAAGAAAAUCGAGUGGUAGCUCUGUUUUUCUUUCUUUUGCCUUAUUCCUUCUUGCCAUAUAAGCUUUGUAUACGAACAAACAAACGCAAGUCAGAUUUAAGAGUUUCUUGUUUGUCGGU
Molecule: messenger RNA, 1846 nt
Organism: Malus domestica (apple)
Lineage: Eukaryota; Viridiplantae; Streptophyta; Magnoliopsida; Rosales; Rosaceae
Source: RefSeq, a predicted model, not a curated record